Molecule: messenger RNA, 1604 nt
Organism: Gambusia affinis (western mosquitofish)
Lineage: Eukaryota; Metazoa; Chordata; Actinopteri; Cyprinodontiformes; Poeciliidae
Product: voltage-dependent anion-selective channel protein 2-like
Exons: 9
Coding region: 153-1004 (283 amino acids)
Biological process (GO): monoatomic anion transmembrane transport
Cellular component (GO): mitochondrial outer membrane
Molecular function (GO): voltage-gated monoatomic anion channel activity
Source: RefSeq, a predicted model, not a curated record
AGGCGCUAAAUCGACAGCUUUAUUCUGAGGUCCUUCGGUGCCGAGGUCAACAGGGUGUCUAUGCAGUAUCUCCUCCAUAUCGUCCUUACACCGGCUGCCUCCAACCUUUGCUAAUCUCACCGGUAGACCAUAUAGCCGUUAUUCUUGACAUAAUGGCAGUUCCUCCAGCAUAUGCCGACCUUGGGAAAUCAGCAAAGGAUAUCUUCAACAAAGGAUAUGGCUUUGGAAUGAUUAAGCUUGAUGUGAAGACCACAUCUUCAAAUGGAGUGGAAUUUAAAACAUCUGGCUCCUCAAACAUAGACACCAGCAAGGUCACUGGCACUCUGGAAACCAAGUAUAAGUUGGCAGAGUAUGGGCUGACCUUUACAGAGAAGUGGACCACGGAAAACACUCUGGGGACAGAAGUCUGUAUUGAGGAUAAGAUCACCAAGGGACUGAAACUUCAAUUUGAAAACAUGUUUUCACCCAACACUGGGAAAAAGAGCGGUAAAGUCAAGACAGCAUAUAAACGGGAAUACCUCAACGCUGGAGUCGAUGUGGACUUAGACUUUGCCGGUCCAACUAUCCAUGCAGCGGCGGUGGUCGGAUACGAGGGUUGGCUUGGUGGCUACCAGAUGACCUUUGACUCGGCCAAAUCUAAGAUGACUCAGAGCAACUUCGCUGUUGGGUACAAGACCGGGGACUUCCAGCUUCACACCAAUAUAAAUGAUGGUUCAGAGUUUGGUGGCUCUAUCUAUCAGAAGGUAAACAAGGACCUGGAGACGGCCGUGAACCUCGCCUGGACGGCUGGCAGUAAUGGCACUCGCUUCGGAAUCGCUGCUAAAUACCAGUUAGACUCUAGUGCCUCUGUAUCAGCUAAGGUGAAUAAUUCCAGCUUGGUAGGAAUUGGAUACACCCAGACCCUGCGGCCUGGUAUGAAGCUAGUCCUCUCAGCAUUAGUGGAUGGGAAAAACAUCAACGCUGGUGGUCACAAGCUCGGUCUAGGCCUGGAGCUGGAGGCGUAAAGAACUGCUCCACCGUUUCAGAAGAAUAUCAGCAGAUUCUGCGCGCUCAGCGACGGAUAUGUUAACGACGAGGCCAAACUAAGUAGAAUCCCAAUAUGCAGGCACCGACGAGAUGGAAACGAGCAUUUCCACCAACCUCCUGUCUUUGUGAUUCAGCCACAUGUAUUUAUUUAUCAGCUACUUUCCCCUUCUGCCAAUUUAUCCCCCACAACAAUACAAAAAGGCCCCAGCUUAUUUAGUUUGACUAUCCAAAGUGAUUUCAGAACCUUAAUAUUCUGCUGCAAAUGUGAUUAUGUAGAAUGUACAACUGAUAUUUUGCACAGUAGAAUAUAUAACUUUUAUUUAAGCUCUUACUCCUAUUAUCUCUACAUAUUUUGGUAGUGUUGUACUGCCUGGUGGAAUUUUGCUGCUCCUCACUUAUUUCCAGUAGAGCCUUUUAUUGUGGUGUGUCACAUUUUUUAGUUUGCCUUUAGUUGCUUGGCAAUGCUAAAGUUUUCCUCUUUGAAUCAAAAUCAAGUUCUCUUCCGUUUUAGAGACAACACUAAAAGAGCAGUCUGUAUGUUGGCGUGUGUCUACCUGCAAAAUAAAACCUUGAUAUCA